This is a messenger RNA of Alternaria burnsii, 258 nucleotides long. RefSeq names its product conidiation-specific protein 6. Bases 1 to 258 code for a protein of 85 amino acids. Lineage: Eukaryota; Fungi; Ascomycota; Dothideomycetes; Pleosporales; Pleosporaceae. The record is from RefSeq and is a predicted model, not a curated record. Gene Ontology annotation, cellular component: cytoplasm. The transcript is spliced from 2 exons.
AUGUCUGCCAACCCAGGAAACGUUGUCGGAGGCCACAAGGCAAACCUCAACAACCCAAACACAUCCGACGAAUCCAAGCAGCACUCCAAGGAGGUCCUUCAGGAAAUCGAGAAUGGUGGUGACGCGAGCGCCGUAUCUUCUUCCAGUGGAGACAAGAACCCCAAUAACGUUGCUGGUGGUCUUAAGGCUACGCUGAACAACCCCAACACCUCGGACGAGGCAAAGCAGAGCGCGAAGGAGAGGCUAGGUCAGGAGUAA